UCAUUAUCAAAAGAAAUAGAAACAGACACACCGGCAGGAAAUAACUACCUACUUUUACCAUCGAAAAGAAGUCAAAAAGAGUCAUCGAAAAGGUUGCAAUCGUCAAUCGUUUAAAUAAAAUUAGAAUUGGUUAACGAUGGCGGGGGAGUUGGAAGAAGCGUGUGCUUCUGUCAGGUGUCAGCUGAACCAACACAAAAUUCUUUUCCCUGAAGAUCAAUGCUCUUCAGGACUGGGACGAUAUACGAAAAUGAUCAUACAACCGCAUCUAUACUCUUUCGACUGCAAUUAUUUAUAAUUAAUCAAAACCAACAUAACAAAGAUGAAGGUCUUUCCCAAAAAUUGAAGGACCCCGGACGUGUCUGUAGAAGGAAAAAAGUGGUUUAGUAUAAGAAGUGGCGUAGAAAACAAAGAGUGUUAACGAUUUGUAUUUAUGUGGUCUUCUUCCAGAAACUAUUGAUUUUUCAAACAUGAAGGUUACGAUCCAACCAAAAUAUUACAGUGUGGCAAACAGAGUUCAACGAUACGAUGCAGAGGAGAUUGUUAAAGAGUUUUCGAGUGUUUUGAAAUGGCGUUUGGAUGGAAAAGACUCAUUGAUCGAUUUGGGUACUGGUUCUGGUGAUGUUUUAAUGGAUUUUAUUUACCCGCUUAUGCCAAAGAAUUUCACAAAACUCGUUGGAACAGAUAUUUCUUCAGAAAUGGUUAAACAUUGCGAAAAAAAUUAUUCUCAAAGUGAAAAUGUGAAGUUUAAAGUUCUUGAUAUCGGAACGGAAAAUUUGCCAAAAGAGUUAAUUGGUGAAUUUGAUCAUGUUACCUCGUUUUAUAGUAUUCAUUGGGUUCAAAAUCAACGACUAGCCGCGGAUAAUGUCUACCGAUUGCUAAAAAGUGGUGGAGAUUGUUUACUGGUUUUUCUUUCAACUCAUUCAAUAAAUGAAACUUAUGAUAUUGUUUCGUUGAAUCCAAAAUGGGCUCCUUAUAUGAAGGAUAUCAAGAAUUACUAUUCUCCACUAUUUCGCAGCAAAGAUCCCAGAAGUGAAUUUAGUAAAAUACUUGAAGAUACUGGAUUCGUUGAUGUAAGAGUCGAAGAGCGAUAUAAAAUAUUUGAUCAUGAAGAUUUCGAAGAAAUGAAAAAUACUUACAGAGCAGUGAACCCAUUCCUUCAUCGUGUGCCUGUUGAAAUGCAUGAAGAGAUUUUAGAUGAAAUUAUUCAUACUGCAAUCAAGAUAGGAAAUAAAUCGAAUAAUGGUAAUAUUGGAUGUAUAGCAACGUAUAAGUUGAUCGUUGCUUAUGCGAGAAAGGGAUAGUUUUUACUAAAAACUUUUUAGAAUAAGAGAGUAUAACAGAGUACAUUGUAAUUCAACGUAACGUCAUAGAUUUUUUUUAAAUUCGGAGUCGA
Molecule: messenger RNA, 1393 nt
Organism: Episyrphus balteatus (marmalade hoverfly)
Lineage: Eukaryota; Metazoa; Arthropoda; Insecta; Diptera; Syrphidae
Gene: jhamt
Product: juvenile hormone acid O-methyltransferase
Exons: 5
Coding region: 468-1301 (277 amino acids)
Source: RefSeq, a predicted model, not a curated record